This is a messenger RNA of Gongylonema pulchrum, 210 nucleotides long. Lineage: Eukaryota; Metazoa; Nematoda; Chromadorea; Rhabditida; Gongylonematidae. The record is from the annotation of a GenBank genome assembly.
GAUGAUGAGGCGCUAGUUAUUCCGAAUGUCACAUUUGGUAUGGCCCGGAAACUAAGCGGUUUUGACGAUGACCCUGUCGAUGGUAUUGUCGGGCUAGCGUUUACAUCGAUUGCUGUUGAUGGUGUCACCCCACCGCUGAUUGCUGCAAUCGAGCACAAUAUUCUCGAACAACCCCUUUUUACCGUAUGGCUCGAGCACCAGGUAAAUUGA